Molecule: messenger RNA, 864 nt
Organism: Cladophialophora bantiana CBS 173.52
Lineage: Eukaryota; Fungi; Ascomycota; Eurotiomycetes; Chaetothyriales; Herpotrichiellaceae
Exons: 2
Coding region: 1-864 (287 amino acids)
Source: RefSeq, a predicted model, not a curated record
AUGGCUGAAAGAGAAUCAAGACUGAACAGCAAAUAUCCUUUGAUGAUCUUCAUUGUCGGAGUACCAGGGUCGUUCGCGCGCGAAAUCGGGCAACAGAUCGCGUACGAGUACGGCUUCUUCUUCAUCGGAAUUUCUCAGCGGUUCAAAGUGGCACAGGAGGAGCAAACAGAUGCACGGUUUCUUCUCGGCCAUAACGGCAACAACAAUAACAACAAUAACAAGCGCCGCCUCAGGUACACCACCCUGCCAUACGUCGGGUCCUGGCGCCUGGACCAGAAAGUGGGCACUUUCCUCAGAGAGACAAAACACCUGCAGAACCGCGCGUGCCUAGUGAUCGAGGGCUAUCCGCGACACACGCGACACAUCCCGGACUUCUGGCGUGCGGCCCAACGUCUAUUCGUCUACUGCGAGUGCCCCAAGCCGGCGGCGGAGAUGCGGGCCGUGGGCUCUCCUCUAGACUGGGACAGCAGCGCGCCAGCCGAUCGCAGGGAGAGGGAAGAAACGGGGUGGAACGAAGGCGACGUGGGGAGCAGGUACUGGAACGCCAAACACAGCUUCGACGAGGACUGGGGGUUCUUUGAGACGCGCCUCACCUCCCUGCUCGGCCCCUUUAUGAACAACAACAACAUUGUCGGUGGGAGCGAUAGCUGGAGGGCCGUCUGGCGAAACCUGCUCCGCGAGAGCUUCACACCCGGCAAGGUCGUCGCCGUGCGCACGGGCGAAGGAGACUUUGACGACUGCUGGAUCCGCGCAAAAGAAGCUCUGGAGAACAGUAUCGAGUUCCGCACCCUGCUCAGCGAGAUCGAGCAGGAUUUCGAGACCAUAGCUGACGAGAACAGCGUCGAGGAAGCAGAUCAAGAAUAG